Molecule: messenger RNA, 3486 nt
Organism: Syzygium oleosum
Lineage: Eukaryota; Viridiplantae; Streptophyta; Magnoliopsida; Myrtales; Myrtaceae
Product: PH, RCC1 and FYVE domains-containing protein 1
Exons: 9
Coding region: 10-3228 (1072 amino acids)
Molecular function (GO): metal ion binding
Source: RefSeq, a predicted model, not a curated record
UCAGAUGGAAUGGCAGAUCCUGUUAAUUAUGGCAACCCGGAGCGCGACAUCGAGCAAGCACUCACUGCUUUGAAAAAAGGUAGUCAAUUAAUCAAGUACAGCCGAAAGGGAAAGCCAAAGUUAUGCCCGUUUAGAAUUUCACCGGACGAAACAACUUUGAUCUGGUACUCGCAUGGAGAGGAAAGGACUCUGAAAUUGGCUUCAGUUUCACGAAUAAUUCCAGGACAGAGAACUGCUGUUUUCAGAAGGUACUUGCGCCCGGAGAAGGAUUACUUAUCGUUCUCACUUCUAUAUAAUAACGGUGAAAGAUCUCUCGAUUUGAUCUGUAAGGACAAAGUUGAGGCAGAGGUGUGGUUAUCUGGACUUAAUGCGAUAAUCCCCACAGGACAACAGCGUAGGCGCACCCGAAGUGAAAUCCCAGAUUUGCAUAACGGCGGCGAAUUUGGUCCAAGUGGUAGACCAUUUGGCGCAACAUUCGAGUACACUUCGAGUAUUACUCGUGGUAGAGUCUCUGUUGAGCUGAAUCCUCGUGAAUCUUCCGUGAGUUUGGCGAGCUCAGAUGUGGGUUCUGAACGUGCAAAUAUGCAAUUGAGAACAAGUACAGGAGAUGGUUUCAGAAUUAGUGUUUCGAGCACUCCUAGCUGUUCAAGCGGCGGGUCUGGACAAGAUGAUAUUGAGUCACUAGGAGACGUUUAUGUCUGGGGAGAGAUUUGGAGCGACGGGCCCGAUCACGGAUCCACGAGUUCCCCGAGGAAAAUCGAUGUCCUGAUUCCUCGACCAUUAGAAUCAAAUGUAGUACUUGAUGUUCAUCAGAUUGCUUGCGGGACACGCCAUCUGGCCCUUGUCACAAGGCAAGGUGAGGUUUUCACAUGGGGUGAGGAAUCUGGGGGAAGGCUUGGUCAUGGGAGUGAGAGGGAUUUUAGCCGUCCCCAUCUCGUCGAAUUUCUAGCAGUCACGAAUGUGGACUCUAUCGCCUGCGGCGAGUAUCACACGUGUGCAGUGUCUACCUCAGGCGAUCUCUUCAGUUGGGGCGAUGGGACUCACAAUGCGGGGCUUCUUGGUCAUGGCACUCACGUUAGCCAUUGGUUACCAAAAAGAGUGUCCGGCAUAAUGGAAGGAGUUCAAGUCCUGUCGGUCGCAUGCGGAACCUGGCACACGGCGCUAGCAACUUCCAGCGGAAAGUUGUAUACCUUUGGCGACGGGACAUUUGGCGUGUUAGGCCACGGGGAUCGCGAGAGCGUCCCUUAUCCUAAAGAGGUUCAACUUCUGAGCGGAUUGAAGACCAUCAAGGUCGCUUGUGGGUUGUGGCACACCGCGGCAAUCGUGGAAGUGAUGAUGAGCCAGUCAUCCGGCGGCAACAUCUCGUCAAGGAAGUUGUUCACAUGGGGAGAUGGCGACAAAUACCGUUUGGGACAUGGAAACAAGGACACUUACUUGCUCCCUACUUGUGUCUCCGCGCUCAUCGAUUAUAACUUCCACCAACUAGCGUGCGGGCACACAAUGACCAUUGCCCUAACUACAUCGGGCCAUGUAUUCACCAUGGGAAGCACGUCGUACGGCCAGUUGGGGAAUCCGAAUUCGGAAGGGAAGGUGCCUUGCCUAGUGCAAGACAGAUUAGUGGGCGAGUUUGUCGAAGAGAUCUCCUGUGGGGCAUUUCAUGCGGCCGUCUUGACUUCGAGAAGCGAAGUGUACACUUGGGGAAGAGGCGCUAAUGGUCAAUUGGGUCACGGGGACAUCGACGAUCGCAAAAUCCCCACCAUGGUCGAAGCGCUUAGGGAUCGGCACGUGAAGAACAUAUCGUGCGGCUCGAAUUUCACAGCCAGCAUAUGCAUCCACAAAUGGGUAUCCGGAGCGGAUCAAUCUGUGUGCACCGGCUGUCGUCAAGCGUUCGGUUUCACUAGGAAAAGACACAACUGCUAUAACUGUGGCUUGGUCCAUUGUCACGCUUGCAGUUCAAAGAAGGCAUUGAAGGCAGCAUUAGCACCUACUCCGGGAAAGCCACAUCGGGUUUGCGACGCGUGUUAUGCAAAACUAAAAGCUGCCGAAAGUGGCAGCAUGUCCUAUAUGAAAGGAAAAGCCAACACCAUGCGACAGUCAAUCGAUUCUCGGGAGAAAAUGGACAGGGCUGCUGUAAAGUCCUCGAGAAUCCUGCUUUCUCCAACCAUCGAACCGGUCAAGUACAUCGAAGUGAAACCAGGGAAACCGGGAGCUAAAGCCGAGCCCUCCGUGGUACGAGCUUCCCAAGUCCCAUCGCUCUUGCAAUUGAAAGAUAUCGCAUUCCCCAGUUCACUGAGCGCUCUGCAAAGUGCUCUAAAACCGGUGGCUACUAAUUAUACGCUCCCUCAGUCCGCCCCCAACUCCAGACCCGCUUCGCCAUACUCAAGGAGACCAAGCCCUCCGCGAUCCACAACGCCCGUUUUUUCUAGAAGCGUGAUCGACAGCCUCAGUAAAACAAAUGAAUACUUGAAUCAAGAAAUAACAAAGCUACAGAAUCAGGUUAGAACUUUAAAACAAAGGUGUGAUUUACAAGACAUGGAGAUAAAGAAACUGCAUAAAGAUGCGGAAGGAGCUGCUCUUAAGGCUGAGCAAGAGUCUUCUCAAUGUACCAAAGCCAAGGAAGUUGUCAAUUCUGUCGCAACUCAGUUGAAGGACAUAAUGGAGAAUCUACAGCCCAAGUCUCACAACAACGAGAAGUUCAACACGCUGUAUGCUCAGGUCGAGACGUUUCUUAAUACCGACACCAUGCCCGAGAGUUCACGUUCCUCGUCGGUAAAUGUGGACAAUGAUCGGAAUCAAUUAAGCAUAGAUCAAGCCGAUAUAGUGGGUGUGAAUGACUCUUUGACUGAUAAUCAGACUGGCACAAAUGAGGAUACUGGUGCCUCGUCGAUGCAAGGAGCCAUACCUCAACAGAACACGGAGAUCGGCUCAAACUCCAACUCUUCCUCGGUCAUGAGGAAAGAUGGGCUCUCGCAAGUAAUUGAACAAUUCGAACCUGGUGUCUACAUUACUGUCGAUGCUCUUCCUAAUGGUGUCAAGGCCUUCAAGCGCGUCCGAUUCAGCAAAAGGAGAUUUGCUGAGCAGCAAGCAGAAGAAUGGUGGAACCAAAACAAAGAUAGGGUGUUCAAGAAGUACCCGCCAUUGAUGACAAGCAUUAGCCAGGCAGGAACAUCUAGCAAUCCAUCAAAUGCCGGAGAAAAUAACGACGUGGCUCAAUCUUCAGAAUAUUGAUUCACUUAUGUUCCUUUUUCUUUUCCUUGGUACUAUAGGAUGCUGAUAUUAAUUCAGGAUUAGCUUGUAGAGGAAAAAAAGAGAAUCCGAAAUAUAUUAGGCAACAAGCACAGUGCAUCCCUGAAGUAGUUUGACCCUGAAUUAUGAACAUGGGUUGAUAGAGAAUUAAAAGAUAGAUACUCUCAGAAAUAGCACGUCUUGAAGUUUCUUCAACAUUUAGCUGUUGAACCCUUUGUCUGGGUUUGGCCUUUUUCCCCC